This is a messenger RNA of Petromyzon marinus (sea lamprey), 2060 nucleotides long. RefSeq names its product ubiquitin carboxyl-terminal hydrolase 36-like. Gene Ontology annotation, biological process: regulation of apoptotic process; protein deubiquitination. The record is from RefSeq and is a predicted model, not a curated record. Gene Ontology annotation, cellular component: nucleus; cytosol. NCBI's taxonomy places the organism in Eukaryota, Metazoa, Chordata, Hyperoartia, Petromyzontiformes, Petromyzontidae. Gene Ontology annotation, molecular function: cysteine-type deubiquitinase activity.
GUGCACCUAGCCUGGCACAAGCGUUGUGGUCACGUCACCGCCACUUAGUGGCGAGUGGCGGCGGUUGUUGUUGCUGUCCAUGAGGAUGGUGGUGGUGGUGCUGGCGGUCAGUGGCGGCCCCAUGCCCGCAGAGCCGCCGCCUCCGGGAUUGUCCACUGAUGGUGGACGAGCGCAGCAUGGAUGGAGGCGAGAUGGACGACACGGAGGGGUGGAGGCUGGCCGUGGGAGGGCGAGUGGAGGGGGGUGACACUGUGGUGUCCACUACGGGACACGGGGACGCAAAGGGAGCGCGUGGCGAGCUGCAUGGUGGGGCUAGAUAAGAACAAUAAUGGAGCUCCACGACUUGCGCCGGAAUCGGGGGAAAACUUGAGCCUCACAUGGCGGUGGAAUGUAUGCGAGGGUGCUGGCCUUGACAACAUGGGGAACACCUGUUUCCUUAAUGCCACCCUGCAGUGCCUUACUUACACAGCACCCCUGGCAAAAUACCUGAUCUCCAGACACCAUUCAGGAAGAAGUACAGAGAAUGGAUUUUGUAUAAUGUGCAUACUGGAGAGGCACACCAUUGCAACAUUCAGCUCCAAGGGCAAGGUCAUCAAGCCCUUGGAAAUCGUCCAAAACCUCAAACGGAUCGCCAAACACCUGCAGUUUGGCAAACAGGAGGACGUGCAUGAGUUCUUCUGCUACAUCGUAGAAGCUCUCCACCUCUCCUGCCCAAUCAACCACCACAAGUGCAGGCCAGAAGAACAUGUGGAGAAGACCUCGGUGGUUCACCACAUCUUCACAGGGCAGCUGAGAUCGACAGUUGGAGUGCACGCAGUGUUCCUGCACCUCGGACAGAUUCGAAAACUGCCUGGACAUCAGUCUUCACAUCAACACCUGCUGGCUGCUUUUUCAGAUUUCACCAAGGCAGAGACACUGGAUGAAUACACUUGCCAAAGGUGCUGUUGCAAGGUGAAGGCCACGAAGAGGAUGAGCCUUCACCAUCUCCCAAAUGUCUUGGCCCUAUCCAUCAAGCGAUUUGAUCUGUUUGGAAACAAGAUCAAUCGGGAUUGCCCGUACCUACAGCACCUGGACGUGCGGCCAUUGAUGUCGCAGCAGGAAGACGCAGACCCUAUGGUGUACAGGUUAUACUCGGUCCUUGUGCACUCUGGGAAAUGCAGCACAGAGGGACAUUACUACUGUUACAACAAGAUCCGCGAUGGGAGAUGGUUCCGGAUGGACGACGACUUGGUGACGCCGGUCAACACCACGGUGGUCAUGGAGAAACAGGCAUACAUCCUCUUCUACGUCAGGUCCCCAGAGAUGAAGGCCAUACCCGUGUGCAGUCAAAUCAACGACGGCCAUGGGAAAUGGCAUCAAAAGAGGCGGCAGCGACGAUCCCUGACCCCGGCGAUCAACCGUCAUCACUGAUGGAUGAUACCACAAGGGCCGUGGUCAAGCUAAUCAUCGGCACGCGCCGCUGCCCCCUGCCACCGCCGCUGCCACCACUGCAAGGGCAAUGCUCACCGGGUCCUGAUGAAUACCGCUGACACAACACAGCCCAGCAGCACCAGCACCACACCCACAGAGAAGAUUAUUACCAUUGUAAAUGUGUACAUUGUAUAGUUUUGUGAAUACAAGAAUACGUACUUUAAAAAAAAAAGUUUGAAUCAAUUUAUUAUUCUUGGGUAUGAUUCUGUAUGUAGUUGGUAAGGCCAUGUCCAGAUCUAAUAGCCAAGGGACAUCCAAACAGCAACGUGAACCUAUGAAAUGGCUACUGCAUUAUUUCUGUGUUUAAAAAAGUCGUGAAUUUUGAUGGCUGUUUUGCCAUGCAGUUCAGAAGUUCAAUACCCACUUAAUCCACGAGAUGGCAUCACUUCAGUGGUUGCAAUAUGGGGGCAAAAACAAUGAAUUGUUUGAGAAACAUGUGAAAUAAGUGGUGUUGUAUGUAUGUUGAAUUUCUUUAGCAUCGUAUGUAGCCUAGUCGGGUGAUCGGAGGUGCGGGUUAUCAAGUAACACACUCAUUAGGCGUAUUUAUCCGAUGGUGCGACUAAACAUACUACCUUACGUUGUACUGUUAG